Molecule: messenger RNA, 760 nt
Organism: Umbelopsis ramanniana AG
Lineage: Eukaryota; Fungi; Mucoromycota; Umbelopsidomycetes; Umbelopsidales; Umbelopsidaceae
Exons: 8
Coding region: 54-563 (169 amino acids)
Biological process (GO): response to oxidative stress
Molecular function (GO): glutathione peroxidase activity
Source: RefSeq, a predicted model, not a curated record
CAAAUUCGCAGCGCGAAAGGAAACGGGUACGUCAGUCCGCGUCAACUUCAAAGAUGUCUGAUUCUAAAGCCAAUCCCUCAAAAUCUCUUUACGAUUUCAACCUUAAGAACAUCAAAGGUCAGGAAUGGAGCUUGGAUGAGCUCAAGGGCAAGGUGACUCUUGUAGUCAACGUCGCUUCCAAGUGCGGAUUCACUCCUCAGUACAAGGGCCUUGAGUCUCUUUACCAAAAGUACAAGGAUCAAGGCUUCACUAUCAUUGGUUGCCCUUGCAAUCAAUUCGGUUCUCAAGAGCCUGGUUCAUCUGACGAAAUUGUCAGCUUUUGCUCUCGUACCUACGAUGUCACCUUCCCUCUCACUCAAAAGUUGGAUGUGAACGGCACAAAUGAACACGAGCUUUAUUCUUUCCUCAAGUCAUCGCAACCUGGUAUUUUGGGUAUUCAAAUGAUCAAGUGGAAUUUUGAGAAAUUCUUGGUUGAUAAGAAUGGCAAAGUCGUCCGCCGCUAUUCUUCUAUGACCAAGCCAGAAGAUAUCGCUAAAGAUGUUGAAGAGUUCCUCAAGGCUUAAAUGAUGCGAUACGGCAUUGGUGCGGAGAUUUUUUUUUUUUGCCGAUUUAACUACCACUGAAAUCUUUAUGAAAUCUUAGCCGCUCAUACAAAACUGCCAUGACAACCUGCCCAUCGAAAGAAAAGGCGUUAUGAAAUAAAUGUACAUCUACAACUUGUCAUCAUAUACUUUGCGUUCAAACAAUCAUGAUUUAUGUA